AGAACUUGGAAUGCGACGAGCUUCAUGUGCCUUGCGAUCAAGGUGGGGAUCAGCCAUUGGCAGGACUAGAGCCAACGACCUAGUCUCGCCGCUGAAAAGAAAGGCUGUCGCCCGGGGGUUCGUCGGGAAUCAGAGACGAGCGUUUACCCCUUCACGACCAGCAUGGCAGCUAGACCUUGACGACCUUCUACAGAAGAACAAAUACGGAGCUUCUGGUGAUCAGCACAAACCAGCCUUGGAUGUCAUUAUGGACAAAGGGAAUCAUUAUGAGAUGUUGAAAGACGAGGUCAACGUUUCUCCGGAAUAUCCUUACGACGUAGACGUGGGUCCUCUAAUAUGCAGAAAGAUGAAUCGAUGUUUCCUUGCUGGAGGAGAGCUGUGUGGCGAAUAUCAGCAGGGGAAUCGGCAAAAGGGGAUGCUUCAGGAUAUCAACUCUGCGCUGAAUGAGGGAGGAUUCUUCUUCAUCUUCAACACUAUGAUCACGGAAGCUCAAUUGAACGACACAUACGAGCACAUGGCAGCCAUGUUCAAGGAGUCUGAGACAGCCCUCGGCAUCGAUGCGCCGAGUCCUUCGGGGAGAGGAUUCAGCAGGAGAGGGAUCCACUCGGCUGAGCCAGGAGUCAUAGCAGAGCAUCUUUGCUUCUCGUUCGGGAAAGACCACGAUCUCCGUGAACCGAACCUGUGGCCUGCAGAUAUCAUCAGACCAGGAUUCAAGAAAGACGUCAGUGAGCUCUUCAACGAGCUUGACUUUAUAUCCGACAUGUUAGCCAAGG
Guillardia theta CCMP2712 is the source of this 773-nucleotide messenger RNA. RefSeq lists its product as hypothetical. The transcript is spliced from 12 exons. Lineage: Eukaryota; Cryptophyceae; Pyrenomonadales; Geminigeraceae. The annotation marks the transcript as partial. The record is from RefSeq and is a predicted model, not a curated record.